Messenger RNA from Xiphias gladius (swordfish), 2355 nucleotides. RefSeq names its product ras homolog family member V (gene rhov). Bases 92 to 802 code for a protein of 236 amino acids. Gene Ontology annotation, biological process: small GTPase-mediated signal transduction. The transcript is spliced from 3 exons. Gene Ontology annotation, molecular function: GTP binding; GTPase activity. The record is from RefSeq and is a predicted model, not a curated record. Lineage: Eukaryota; Metazoa; Chordata; Actinopteri; Istiophoriformes; Xiphiidae.
AGGGACAGAGCGCCCAGCUGACUCUCAGUAUCUCGCCUCCCAGCGAUCAGACAGGAGUGUCCGCAGCCAGAAGUUUAAUGUGCGGCCCGACAUGCCACCUCACAUGGAUUACUUUUACCACGAGUCCCGAGUCCCUUCCGCUUGCGGGCUGACCCGGGAGGACGAGCUGGAGCCCGGCGUCAUCAGCUGUAUGCUGGUCGGGGACGGAGCCGUCGGGAAGACCAGCAUGAUUGUCAGCUACACCUCCAACGGUUACCCGACAGAGUACAAACAGACAGGCUUUGACGUCUUCUCCGGUCAGGUCCAAGUAGAAGGAUCUCCGGUCAAAGUUCAGCUUCUGGACACUGCUGGACAGGAGGAGUUUGAUGAGUUCAGGGCUCUAUCCUAUGCCUACACGGAUGUCUUCCUCCUGUGCUUCAGCAUGGUCAACCCCACCUCAUUUCACAACAUCACCAAGAAGUGGGUCCCAGAGAUCCGGGCUUAUAACCCGUCUUCGCCCAUCAUCCUUGUCGGUACCCAGUCGGACCUCUUGCUGGACGUGAACGUCCUCAUCAACCUGGACAGAUCUAAUGUCAAGCCAGUUCUGAGCUCCCGGGCCCAGAGCAUGGCGGAGAAGAUCAGGGCUACAGACUACGUUGAGUGUUCGUCACUCACGCAAAAGAACUUGAAGGAGGCAUUUGAUGCAGCCAUCUUUGCCGCCAUUAAGAACAAAGCUCGCAAGACCAAGAAGAGGAGGUUUUCUGACAGGCGCACCAAAGCUUUCUCCAGGUGCAGCUGGAAGAAGUUCUUCUGCUUCAUCUGAACACAGACUGUUAACCCUGUGGGUUAUGGACAAAAAAUUAAUUUAUUUUAAUUCUUUACUUUCACUUGAUGUUACAGGACACAUCUGUGGUAGUUUAGCAUCUCCCCCUGCUAGGUAUAUGGCUUAUUUUACUCUGGGAUGCCAAAUGGUGUACGAGAAACAAGACAUGGACACAGUGAGCAUUGGGAACUAACAUCAGUGGAGACAGCAGAGAAGAUUCUGGGUCAUUCUCAGCCAUGGUCUGGUUUCACGCUCUAUCAGAUAGACCUCAGGGCAGCAGUAUUGUUUACAUUAUAUUCAAAUGAAUCAUUUUUACAGAGCAACAGAAGCUACAUAGAUUACAUAUUUAAAAGAAAAAGUAUGUCCGUGCCGAACGUGUGUGUGUCACUGGUGAGCCAUUUGAGAGAAAAGGGCAGUGAAUUGAGUCUUCAGAGGAGGUGAACAUGUCAAGUUAACUUGCUGAACGUGCAUCCACAGAGAGAAAAACCAGGCCGUCAUGUAAAUGCUAUGAAUUUGCAUGGUAAGCUUUGCAAACAGCUGCAGCCUUUUAGUGUAAGCAAGAGAGAAACAGAAAGUGUCGGGGCUACAUUUGAGCAGAUGGGCGUUAGCCACUUGUCUGUUGUAUUUUUGCAGUCUGGCUGCACCACCUUAUUUAUAUGUAACAGCUGCAAGUUCAGGUUGCAGUGUGAGGUGCCACAUUCGUACCUGUGUGUGAAAGCUCCCCUGGCUGGUUUGGGUGAGUAGUUUCUAGCCCUCAAAUUAAUCAACUGGCAAUCCUAUCACCCCUAACAUUCAUUUUGAUUAGAAUUUUACCCACUCUUUUAACAUUUAUGAAAAAGAAGUCCAUAGCAGGAGUAUUUUUGCUUCUGACAAAUCAGAAACAAAUGGAUUUCCUUUGUUUGAAUCUUCAGAUUGGCACAGGAACUUGUUUGAAAAGCCUCUUGUCUGAUGUGAAAGGUUUCAUGGGAGCAGUAGCCUUUGGCUUUUUGUUCCUCUCUCUCAUCGAUCUGCAUCUGUAAAAGCAAGCACUGCAGGAGUCUUGACUUCCACCCUGCAGAUCCUCCCACCACCUCCAACAUCAGCCUGGCUUUUUUUUUCAUACACCCCUCUUUGUUUAUAUGCUCAAUACACUCCUUAUCUCCUGAAUAGCCCAGUGUGUAGUUAGAGUGUUAGUUAGAUUAUGUUAAAAGGCCUCUGUGUGAAUGAAAGUGUAGGUGAUACACUUUUUUUAAAGAAAAAGCUUUGUGCUUUUGACAUCUGUACAAAAGAAAUUCAUAUUUUGCAAUUCAGUGUAUUGAUAUCUGGUGGAUAUACAAUUGUAUAUAUGUGACCAGAACCAGGGCAAGGCUUUACUAUGCUUCUUGUGGAAGUAGGUUUAAUGUAUAUUCUAUUCUGUUUGUUAAAACAGUUCAUUUGUUAUGUUUAUGUUUAUGAAAUAUUAGAUAACACAUAUAUUUUAAAUGCAUUUAUGUACUCCAUAAACUGUUUUUGGUAAAUCACUGUCCAUUCUUCUCGCCUAUCCUUUACAUGUCAGAGUGAUGUGAUGCAAAUAA